Molecule: messenger RNA, 1187 nt
Organism: Chara braunii
Lineage: Eukaryota; Viridiplantae; Streptophyta; Charophyceae; Charales; Characeae
Source: the annotation of a GenBank genome assembly
GUAAGAUGGCACCAGUUCAAGAAGCCCCAGCGCCGGUCACACUCACCCAGGUUCGGGCUUUUCUAGGGAUGGCAUCCUAUUACCGACGCUUCAUCAAGGGGUUCGCCGGUAUAGCGAAGCCCCUCACGAACCUGCUGAAGAAAGAGGAACAACUGAUCUGGACCCCGGAAUGCGAAGCGGCGUUUCAGGCAUUGAAGGAGGCUCUGACAUCUGCUCCUGUGUUGGUGCGUCCUGAUCCGACAAGACCGUUCGCACUUUACACCGACUGGCAGCCUCAGGCGAUAUCGGCGGUGCUGACUCAACACGGGGUGGACGGAAGGGAACACAUCAUUGAGUAUGCGUCCAAGACGUUGAGCCAGGCGCAGGCUAAUUACGAAGCGUGCAAAGGCGAAUGCCUGGCCGUGGUGUGGGGGAUCCAGCAUUUCCGACCGUAUCUUUACGGCCAGAAAUUCGUGCUGCUCACGGAGGGCCCUUAUCCCAUGCGCGAGUUCUCGGAGUAUUUGGUGGAGCUUCGUGCGCUGUACAAGUCGGUGGCGUUGGGGAUGUUCCGGUUCUUCGUGGAUCACGAAGACCACUGCAUCGGGGAGCACUUCGUCGUCUACUACGUCAUCACACGGCCCAAGCCAGUGGAGAAGGAAGGGACGGUGGCACUGUACCCAUUCGCCCAGCUCCAGACGAUCGAUCCGGGAUUGUUGGAGCUCAUACAUCUUGAGCUCCUCUCCAUUGCGCAAGUGAUCGCGAGUGAGGAGGAGGAGAUUCAACCACGAUUGCGGACGGCGACGGCCCCGCGGAGAACGUACAACGCGGUCGUCAUCCCAGAUUACAUUGCGCAGCGCGCAGAGAGGUUGGAGGACUUCCCGGAGGAAAAGCCGUUCCGGCCUCCCUCGUCGUAUCUUCGACCGGCGCCACCGAAGGCCCCCAAGAAGACCCCGAAGAGGAAGAGACACCACCCGUUGCCAAGAGCGCAAGGCAGCAGGAUCGGCGGUGGCGAGGAGGUGAUUCAGCCUGCGCAUACGCGGAAUCCUGACCCCGUGCCUGGGAGUGCGGCGACACUCGUUAAGGAGACUGUCGUGCCAUCGUCGCCCUUUCCGCGUGUGCCCGAUCUCAAUCUUGAUGGAUUCGGGCCAUCAGCAGCAGCAGCAGCUGGAGGAGGAAGCUGAAUGGGAUUUCCGGAUCCCAUAUCCAGA